UGCAAGAAAAAGUUGUUGCGAAAAUAAUUGGUAGAAAGCUAUAAAAUAUUAAAAGCAAUUUAAAGUGCCAAAACGUAGAAAUUUAUUAACUAUAAUUAAAAUAAAUUAAUAUAUAGUAAGCAAUUAAAGUAUGACUUCUCGAGUACCACAACUGCGAUUAAGUGCCAGCGCGUUAAAAUGUAAACAGGGCUGUGGCUUUUAUGGAAAUUCUCAAUUCGAGGGACUUUGCUCAAAAUGCUUUCGUGAACGUAACGACAAGAAGAAAAAACAAAAUUUACUGUCGAGUUCAACAGCAUUUAGAAUCGAUCCAAAUUUACCAAAAACAAGUGAUGGAAGUGUGAAUAGCAGCCUUGUAGCUGGACGUUUAUCUCCCAAAAAUUUGCUAAAUCGCUCGCCAUCGAAAAAACAAGAUGAAGCCACCAGUAGUAGUGGAACAUCCAAUAAAAAGAAAUCAUUAGUACCCUAUAGUGCUAUUAUACAAAAAACACUACAAUCAACAACGCAAAAAACUAGAAAACACAAAAAUGAAGAACAACAGACUGUUAUUCAAGACAAACCGCAUAUACCGGACGCAACGGAGAAGCAAUUUAUUUUACAAUUCAAACAGUUACGUGUUCCCGAUGAUGGAAAACGUGUGCUCAAAGAUGAAGUACAACGAUUAGAUGGAACUAUACGUAGUUAUAUGAAUAGCAAUGCCAAUAAAAAUGUUGAGGAACUUUCCGAAUUGGUGCAAAAUGCAUAUACAAAAUUUGCUGAUACUGUGCAUAAUAAUCAGAUAUUUCAAAUAGCUACCAAUGAGGAUCGUGAAAGUGCCAUCGAUUUUUUUGAAAAGGCUGUAAUGACACAAAAUCACAAAUUUUUGUUUAGUCCUUACUUUACGACAGAUGAAGAAAAAGAUGCUGAAAUACAAAGGCGUAUACGACAAUUAAGUUGGAUCACUGCAAAACAUUUAGCUUGUAGUAUCGAUGAGGUAAACGCGGAAUCUCGUGAUUUGGUCUAUAAUGCAAUAACAGAGUUGGUCGGUAUAGAUUCGUACUAUUCACCGCAGGAAAAACUUGAAUGCACCGUACGUUGCUGCAGAAAUAUAUUCGAACUUUUAAAGCACUCAGUUGGUGGACCUGCUAGUGCAGAUGAGUUUCUGCCAGCACUCAUUUUUGUUGUUUUAAAAGCCAAUCCAGUAAGACUUCAUAGCAAUAUUAACUUCGUAACACGAUUUACAAACGCAUCUCGUCUGAUGAGUGGUGAAGGUGGUUAUUAUUUUACAAAUUUAUGUUGUGCCAUUUCUUUUAUUGAAAAUCUAACUGGUGAAAGUCUUAGUAUACCUGAAGAAGAAUUUAAUUUACUUAUGUCUGGGGAUAAGCCAUUUAGUACACCCUGGGAAAGUGCUUUAUUGGCUUGUGAAAGCUUACAUCUUAUAUCAGAAAAUAUGAAACGUAUGGAGUCAUUAAAGAAAUGCAACAGUAUUAUAUCAUCAGGAAUUGAAAAUCUAAAGAAUGAAAUGGAUAGUUUUCAAGUUGAUAUAACAGAAAAAGUUGACGCAUUACUAGCAAGAGCGCCACUAACGAUAUUACCAAUUAAAACUCCUAGCUUUCUUAUAAACAAG
Teleopsis dalmanni is the source of this 1603-nucleotide messenger RNA. Its product is annotated as rab5 GDP/GTP exchange factor-like. NCBI's taxonomy places the organism in Eukaryota, Metazoa, Arthropoda, Insecta, Diptera, Diopsidae. The transcript has 7 exons. The record is from RefSeq and is a predicted model, not a curated record. Gene Ontology annotation, biological process: vesicle-mediated transport. Gene Ontology annotation, molecular function: guanyl-nucleotide exchange factor activity; DNA binding; small GTPase binding. The annotation marks the transcript as partial. Gene Ontology annotation, cellular component: cytosol; endocytic vesicle.